UACAGCAGCUAACCCCCAAAUGAAAAAAAAAAGGGAAUGGGGAGCGGUAGAGAAGACAGAGCCUCUCUCAAAAACCCUAAAGUCAAGCCUAAACGCCUCUCCCCAAACAGAGCCGAUACCAAACAGACGAAGAAGAAGAAUGAGAAGUUGCUCAUUAACAAAACCAAGAAGAACAAAGAUGGGGGUUCCCAAAUCAAAACCAAUGAUACCGUCAACAACGAGGUACAGGCGGCAUCAGCCUCCAGCCCGCUUCAGUUUUUCAUAAAUCAAUUACAAUCUGCCAAUGGCGUCCAGCUUUCAUCUCUCGAGCUAGAAUCACUCAACGGUAGCUAUUUCAGUUUACUUAUGGAUGCACGCGUCAUGGAGUUGUCACAAGACUUGGGUCAAGAUGUUGAGUCCCUAGGGAAACACAUGAAGGCAGCUUUUGGCCCAACGUGGAAAAAGACCCUAUGUGAACAGCAGCUUUUGGAAGGGAAAGUGGAGCCUGGGAGUCCAGCUGUUAUUUUUAUUAGUACUUCUGCUUUGAGAUCCAUAGAACUUUUAAGGGGUGUGCGAUCAUUGACAAAAGAAUGCCGAGCUGUGAAGCUGUUCUCAAAGCAUAUGAAGGUUGAAGAGCAGGUGUCCUUAUUAAAGAAUCGUGUUAAUUUUGCUAGUGGCACGCCAAGCAGGAUAAAGAAGCUAAUUGAUAUUGAGGCGUUGGGCCUUUCUCGAUUAACAGUAAUUGUGCUUGACAUGCAUGUAGAUGUCAAGGGUUAUUCCCUGUUUACACUACCGCAAGUCAGAGAUGAAUUCUGGGACCUAUACAAAAACUACUUCCACCAACGACUACUCCAAGGUGAUUUGCGUAUUUGUCUCUUUGGCCCAACGACAUCAGAUGGUAAGUUUAAAUGUAAAAGAAAGACAGUACGUGGUGAAUGAGGAACAGUUUGCUUGAAACAAUUUAAGCUUAAUGUUAAGCGGGUAUCCUUCAAACUUUCUAUCUAGUGCAGGUUAUUUAUUUUUUUUUAAAUGAAAGAGUGUUUUUCAUAUUAUCAAAUUUUUAUAUGAAUUUGGAAGAUAAGCGGGCCAAAUGCAUUUUCUU
This is a messenger RNA of Tripterygium wilfordii, 1081 nucleotides long. RefSeq lists its product as uncharacterized. Lineage: Eukaryota; Viridiplantae; Streptophyta; Magnoliopsida; Celastrales; Celastraceae. The record is from RefSeq and is a predicted model, not a curated record. The transcript is spliced from 6 exons. Bases 37 to 918 code for a protein of 293 amino acids. Gene Ontology annotation, cellular component: nucleus; 90S preribosome.